GUUCACCAUUCCAAUGAAAAUUGUAGAGCAGUACAAAAAAACUUCUCUAUUGUCUGCUGGACAGUGUACUCUCACUGGCGGCGACAGGGAGAGAGAGAGAGACCUCCCCAGCUCUCAUACCAAUCCUCAUAUACAGAGAAAAAAGUAAAGUAAACACCAAACACCAGAAAACUAAAACCAAAACCAAAACCCACAAGACAAACACUUCUUAAGCAAUUCAAAGCACACCCCAAAACCCAACCUCUCCUUCAUUUUCUAUCUUCUCUUCUGUUUUGACCAAAACCCACUUCUCAAAUCCUUCCAAAACCUGUCAUGAUUUGAUCCAUUUCUGCCGUUUCCCAAAUGGGUUUUCCCUCAAAACCCUUUUUUUGCUCCCUCUUUCUCUCCACCUUUCUCUUUGUUAGUCUUUCUCAGUCUGCCCCUGAUUACAGCACCUUGAUCUACAAGGGCUGUGCAAAGCAAGCUUUUCAAGAUCCAAAUGGCGUGUAUUCACAAGCCAUCUCUGCUCUUUUUGGUUCUUUAGUCUCCCAGUCUACCAAAACUAAGUUCUUUAAAACCACCACCGGGACUGGCCAAACCACAAUAACUGGUCUCUUCCAAUGUAGAGGAGACCUUAGCAAUACUGACUGCUACAACUGUGUCAGCAAACUCCCCAUUUUAACAGACAAACUUUGUGGCAAAACAAUAGCGGCAAGAAUCCAGCUUUAUGGAUGCUACAUUUUGUAUGAAGUUGCUGGCUUUGCACAAAUUUCGGGCAUGGAAAUGCUGUACAAGACUUGUGGGGCUAAGAAUGUGGCAGGAAGCGGGUAUGAAGAGAGAAGAGAUACUGCCUUAUCAGUCAUGCAAAAUGGUGUGGUUAGUGGCCAUGGCUUCUAUGCUACCAACUAUCAAUCUGUGUAUGUUCUGGGGCAGUGUGAAGGUGAUGUUGGAGAUUCAGAUUGUGGUGAGUGUGUGAAAACUGCUGUCCAGAAAGCUCAGGUUGAGUGUGGGAACGCUAUCUCAGGCCAAAUCUACCUGCAUAAAUGCUUCAUUAGUUACAGUUAUUACGCAAAUGGGGUGCCCAGGAGAUCGUCAUCAUCUUCCUCGUCUUCCAAUUCAAUUUCAUCAGGGACAGGGCAAAAUACAAGGAAGACGGUGGCCAUUAUAGUAGGAGGGGCAGCUGGUGUGGGGUUCCUGGUCAUCUUCUUGCUGUUUGCAAGAGGUUUGAUAAAGAAACGUGAAGAUUUUUAAGAGAAAAGGAGGGUCCCAAAGAGGAGGCAAACACCUUUUUUUGAGGUGGACUCUUUCUACAAUUUCAUUUCUUUCUGUAGAGAAAUGAGUUUUCGCGGUGGACCAAUUUUGAUGAAGAAAAAUAUAGGAUAGAAAUGGCCAAUGGGGGUCUGUUCUUGGGGGUCUGUUCUGUUGUUACAGUUCGGUAAGGGAGUAUAUAUAUGGGGAUGGAAGUAAGUAACUAGGGCUUGAAUGUGUUUCACGAAGGUGAAAACAGACAGCAGAAUGAAUGUUUGUCGAUUUGAAUGGAUGACAGAGGAGGGUUGAAUUAAUGGGCUUUGCCCUUUAUAUUUUGCAUAGCCAUGUGGGUGUUUUGCCACCUUUUCCCCCUUCUCCAGAUUAAUGCAUCCCCAUUUUCUUCUGCUUUA
Messenger RNA from Populus trichocarpa (black cottonwood), 1637 nucleotides. RefSeq names its product plasmodesmata-located protein 2. Gene Ontology annotation, biological process: transport of virus in multicellular host; plasmodesmata-mediated intercellular transport. The transcript is spliced from 3 exons. The record is from RefSeq and is a predicted model, not a curated record. Gene Ontology annotation, cellular component: plasmodesma. NCBI's taxonomy places the organism in Eukaryota, Viridiplantae, Streptophyta, Magnoliopsida, Malpighiales, Salicaceae. Bases 343 to 1230 code for a protein of 295 amino acids.